Lytechinus pictus (painted urchin) is the source of this 4495-nucleotide messenger RNA. Its product is annotated as signal transducer and activator of transcription C-like. NCBI's taxonomy places the organism in Eukaryota, Metazoa, Echinodermata, Echinoidea, Temnopleuroida, Toxopneustidae. The transcript has 2 exons. Bases 148 to 759 code for a protein of 203 amino acids. The record is from RefSeq and is a predicted model, not a curated record.
CAGGUGUGAACUACUUGUUUUCCAGAUAAGGAUGCAUUAAAGUGAACAUAAUCACCAAAUAAUUAAAGAACAUUUUAGAAGGAGCUACAGCAGGACAGUUUAGUCCCAUACUUGAGGUCUGGAAGUGACACAGCUCAUAUCACCCCUAUGGCUGCACGUGGCUCUGUACUAGCUUACUCAGUUCAGCCUGUACCCAAGGAGUAUUUUCACCAGCAACCAUUGCAACAGGUGCAACAACAGCAACAGCCACUGCAACAUCAGCUACCACAUCAACAGCAGCAACACCCUCCACCUCCUCCUCCAGAGGGCAAUCGAAAGAGCUUGCAUCACAGGCAGCGUCGCCAGCGGCAACCACAUCAUCAGCAGCAACAGCGUCAUCAGCAGGCCCGUUCGUCAUGUAGCAGUUCCUCACAGGAGGACGAUCAAUCUCAACAGGGCUACGGUGUAAGGAACGGAGGCUAUAGCUCCAACGAGACAUUGCGGAUGAGUGAAGUCCCCGUCUCACCGACAAGUGAAGACGGGAAGGAAUUAUUUCCACAACCAGAGGUACGAGCUAAAGAAGAGAGUUUGUGCCACCCUGCUGUAAGAAUGGAACCUCCCAUUGCUGAACACAUAGCAGAAGAGAGGCCUUAUUAUGAUGGUAGGUAUCAUGAACUUAUGUUUGAAUUUAGUAAUUUUAUCAUUCUUACAGUUCUUAGUUUUCAUUAUGACACAGAGAAAAUGAGAGAGAUAAGGAGAGAGAGAGAGGAAGAGAGAUGAAGGAAGGUUAUGUGCAGGUAGCAAGGGUGUUAUGGUAGGUCGAGAGAGGGAGGAGAGACAGAACAAAAGGAAAUGAUACAGGUAAAGAAGAUAGAUUAACUUAAUUAGAUGGGGUAAACAUAAUCAAUAUUUAAAUUCUACUUUGAAAUUAAAGAAAUAAAGAAUUCAAAGGGUAUUUUAAACGAAGGCUUUGAAAAGGCUUGAAUACUGCGUAAUAUCAAACACAAUGAUGGUAUAAGGAAUGCCACCAAGAUAGGGCAUACAGCUGAUUAAAAAAUGAGGGACUAUUUAAAAUCAAUUAAAGAAAUUCCAAUUUCUAAAAAUAUAUUAUCUUAUCACUUUGUUGACAAAGUAAGGAUGAAUCAUACUAUCAAAUAUUCUUAAUGUGUGAAUCAAGACAUCAAAUCCGGUUGAAAUAUGAAGCUGAUAGGGAGACCAUUACUAAUUGAUUUAGAGAGAACUAUCUUGUAUUUGUGUGGAUUAUUAAUCACCGGAUUGCAAGUUCACUAAUGGAGGAUGACAAGGAUUAAUGAGUUCAAUAAUCAGCAAAUAUUGACCUGGAGUAGGUUGGUUAUCUUGUCUUAACCAAGUAUUGAUCUUCAGUCACGCUUGGUUUAGGCAUUCAAACUCAUUGGCGAGUCUGAUUGUUAAGACUAACUUGCUAGUGUUUGUUGGUCAUCAUUUUCAACUUUACCUACUUAUGAUAAUGUAAAGUAUGAUCAGUUUUGAUUGUCUUUUCUGUAGCAAAGUCUUAGAGAAUGAUCAGAGAGCUGAUCUAUAACCUAUGUGUUGGGAGUAUACCUCUAUUUUUCAAGUAUAUGUUAGUCUUGCAUGCAUGAAAAAAUAUUUCUACAGUGCAAUGUCUGGAAACAAAAGAAUGAUAUGAUGAUACAGAUUGCAAACAAGAAAAAUUGAUCAAUUGCCAGGGUCCAUGCCUAUGCUAAGUGACCACAACCUAGCCUGCAGGCACAGACCCUGAAUGAAACAAGUGGGCUUGUACACAAGACUAGCACAAAAUCAACUUUCUCUUCCAAGUUCUGUACACAAGUCAUUAACAGGGACUGUAGGCUGCAUUUUCAGACCGCUUUCUUCAAAUGAAGAGUUUGCAUAGCAAACUAACCCAAAAAGUUUUAUAAAUAUGCUGAAGUGUUUGAAACAAAGGCUUAAUGUAAUUGAUUAUAUGAGGAGCUUACAAGAUUUUCAAUAGUUUAAGAUUUGUUUAUUUUCUUUAUUCAACAAUGUAUUUUAUAUUCAUGAGUGGUAGUUGGAUAGAAUAGUGAACUGAAUACCAAUUAAAUGUGAUCAAUCAUGAGUUCAAACAAUAUCUCAAAAUAUAUAUUUAAAAAAAGCUGCUCUAGUACUGCAGGAUUAUAUUCUGUACACCUUGUAAAAGUGAUUAUCAGCUGAAAAUUGAUGUUGAGGUGGCAAUAACAUUUUCAUUAUUCCACUAUCGGGCAUCCACAAUCACCAACAAAUAUUAUCAAUGUAAUAUCAUGUUUGAACAAUCAAUGGGUGAUGUGCAUACUGAUGACUUGUAAGAAAUGGAGGGAUGCAAUAAGAGAGCAAAUAAGAAAGGAAAAAUAUCACAGCAUUGAUGAUUCAUUAGCCAGUAGAGGAGACAAAGGGUGUGUUUAAUUAAGAAUAUUGACGCGGAGUAGAGGUUGGUUUGUUCCUCUUGUGAAAUGAUUGCAUCGCAAUGAUUGACAGGUUAAAAACGGUGAUUCUUUCCACCCCAAAAUUAGCCUUUUUUCUUAUUUCAUACCUCCGUCUCUCAGUUGUUAAUUUCUGACUUUCAUUGUGAAUGGAUUCGUAGUUGAGUUAUUUUCUUAUUUAUCAAAACAUCAAUCUAAGUCACAAGCCUUUGCAACUGAAAAUCUUUAAAACCUCAUCUCCUAUUGAGAUGCAAAGGUACUAUCUAACAUAAAAAUAUAAAGAUUUACCUUUUAAAUAAGCCAUUCAUAUUCGCAGUGAUCAUUAGAGUUCAUUAUGAUGGUAGUUUCCUUAAAAAUUUGUUAGAAUAUCAAACCAUAAAUCAUUAAUUUUUUACCAUUACCGGGAAUGAAAAUGUUGCAUAUUCCAAUUUUCUACUAUAAAAUGACAUUUCUUGAUUUCUUAUGUUGAGUAAAGAUAAGAAGUGACAAGUGUUUCAAGUUUAUAUUCUUGUUUUAAGUAAAUGUAUUGUUUCUAUGCUGCUAUGUGAGAUAAAUAAAACCAUCUAGAUCUGUAAAAUUAAGUAUACUACCUAAGGAAUAUGAUUUUAAAUUGUGCUCUAACUAAUGUAAUCUAGAUUUAUGGAAUUACAAUUCACUACUCACAUCAGAAUACCACAUUUUUGUGGGAUUUUGUUUAUGUCUUAUGAAUAUUCAUAGAAUUGGGGGUAUUUCAGGCUCAACUUCCGUGGAAAAAUGAACUCGACAAAUAGGUUUGGACAGAGGGAAAGACCAUGUCCGUGGGUUUGUAAAACAAACAGAAGCGAUCAUUUAUCAGGCGUGAUGAGUUAAUUGAGUCAGACAUCUAAUUAUACAACAGAUAAUUGAUUCCCUUGAAAAGUAGGAUCUUUUGUAUUUAUUCAGUUAGCUAACAGGGUUGUUGUACUAUGUCAAUCAUGUUUGAGACUGGGUGAAAUUAGUGAAACAACAAUCGUCAGCCCAAGUAAAUAUUUUACAGUGGUGUAAAUAGAGAGAAGAGAUUACUUGCUAAUUGUUGUUGGGCAGUUGCGUACCAUGGUAGGCAGAAAAGGGAAUAUUAGAAAAUAUAACAGGAUGUCAACUAGAUGAAUGAGAGACAGAGAGAAGAGAGAGAACAGGAGAUAGAGAAAGUGGGGGAUGAAGAGAGAGAGAGAGAGGGGAGGGGAUGGAGAUUCGGGUUGGAGUGAAGAAGCCCCUUCUGAGUGGAUUUUAGUGGUUAAAUAGAGUAAAAUUUAGAAGAAAGGUGACAGUGAUAUACCUUAAUUAUGAAAGAAAAGGAUAAGGUUUUUUUUUCUCUAAUACAAAAGGAUCUGAAAUAAAGAGAAACCUCACAAUCUUGAUAUGAUGGAACUUAGGAGAGAUUCAAUGAAGAAGAUUGACAAGGGAACGAGGAAUAUGGGAAAAAAAGAAAGAAGGGGAAAUUGUUUGGAAGGGGAGAAAUAGGAGGACAGAAGAUUGUGAGGGAAAGAGAGAAAGAAAGAGAAAAGAGGAGGGGAGAAGAAUGAUCAGAAAUAAGGAAACCUCACAAUGGUCAUGUGUGAAACUUGGAAGAAAUUCAAAGAAGAUUGACAAGGGAAUGGGAAAUAUAGAAAGGAAGAAAAAGGGAGGAAGGGGAAGAAGACGAGGGCAUGGGAGCAUACGGCAGAGAGAAUUAGAGAAAAAGAGAGACGGAUAGAAUGAGCAUGAAUACCAGUCCCAUUGUGGUCUACGGUCAGGAAGUCGGUUGAAAUCUUGAAAGCAUUGAAUAUGGAAUUAUGAUGGCUCUCAUUGACAGAUGGAGGGACUUUGAUAGACAGGUUUGGAUGUUCUAUUCUCAAAGACAGAAUAUGCUGAAGAUCUAUGUUGUUAUAACCAAGAUGUCAUAGUAUAGACAGAGAUGUGAGGUGUAGACUUCUUCAUUACAUGUCUAUUUGCUUGUCUUGAUUAGUGUCUCCAUGGAAUCCACGGAAUUCAAAUGAAAUUAGGAAAAAAAAAACAUGCACAAAGAAAAUGGAAGAGGAAGCUGGAUUCUAUAGAAUAUAUUGAAAUGAUUUAGAAUGAGUUGAGGC